GUUCUCUCUAAAACCCCAUCUGUUUCCUCCACUCUCCUCCGUCAUUUCCCCUCCUCCUCCUUCUUCUCCUUCUCCACACAUCUGAACAGAAUCGUAACACCCAUAUCCCGAAGAUGAUGAAAGAUGCGUGGAAUGCUCCUCCCGGAUUCAGGCCAACGAAAUCCGCCCCGAGUUCUCCGGCGAAGCCACUUGGUGUAUCCAGGACUCGGUCUGAAUCCUUCGGUGCUCUCCAUAAAGUCCCUGUUGGCGAUACUCCUUAUGUCAGAGCCAAGAAUGUUCAGUUGGUGGAGAAGGAUCCGGAAAGGGCAAUUCCGCUGUUCUGGGCAGCCAUUAACGCCGGAGACAGAGUGGACAGUGCUCUGAAAGACAUGGCUAUUGUGAUGAAGCAACAAAAUCGGGCUGAAGAAGCCAUUGAAGCCAUCAAAUCCCUGAGAAGCCGUUGUUCGGAUCAAGCCCAGGAAUCCCUUGAUAACAUCCUCCUAGAUCUCUACAAGAGAUGUGGCAGAUUAGAUGAUCAGAUUGCACUUCUGAAACACAAAUUGUUCUUAAUCCAACAAGGUUUGGCAUUUAAUGGUAAACGCACCAAAACCGCCAGAUCUCAAGGCAAAAAAUUUCAGGUGUCAGUAGAACAAGAGGCGACCCGGCUACUGGGGAACUUGGGGUGGGCGCUGAUGCAGAAGGAUAACUACGUAGAAGCGGAAGAUGCAUACAGAAGGGCACUGUCGAUUACACCAGACAACAACAAGAUGUGCAACCUGGGGAUCUGCCUUAUGAAACAAGGCAGAAUCGGUGAGGCCAAAGAGACUCUGCGGCGGGUGAAGCCAGCAGUUGCGGACGGUCCUCGAGGUGUGGAUUCACACCUCAAGGCUUAUGAAAGAGCUCAACAAAUGCUCAAGGACCUCGAAUCCGAGAUGAUGAACAGAGGUGGCGAUGAUAAGGUCGAGCAGAGCAAGCUUUUCAAUGCCUUUUUUGGGUCUUCCUCUAUUUGGCAGCCUCAGCCCUGCAGAGAUCAUGGCGCAGCACCAGCAACUGCCAAUGGAGUUGAAGAAAAUGCAAACCCUAAUGUUGUGGCUGGAGGAAACUCCUCCGGUUCAUGUAUGCAUCCUCCUCCUUUGCACAGAACUGUGAAGCAAGCAGCGGUUUUCAAGGCGUCUUCUUCCUCCCUUUGUCAGCCUCAACCGAAAAGAAGCGAUGAUGAUGAUGAGAACGUGAUGGGGAAGUUGGCUUUGGGAAAGCCUCCUCCUUUACAUAGAACUGCGAAGCAAUUCGACACCUUUUUCGGUUCUUCUUCCGUUUGGCAGUCUCAUCCUUUGGCGGCCACCAUCAACGAUGGCUACCCAGACGAGAACGUGGACGCCAAUAUGAUGGGAUUCCCUCCCCUGCACAGAAAUAUGAACCUGAACGUGGACGCGCAGCCGUUUUUCUCUUCAAAGUUCAUGAGAGAUCAUCAACCCGGGAAGGAUCCAAUCCAUGAAACUCUGAAAAGAACGAGAUCAGGAAACGCAGCGAGCGACCCUAUGAGAACGGCGGCGGCGGUAAAACAUGAGACCAAUACAAGGAGGAGGCUGUCACUGGAGAGGACAGCGGGCGGAGAUUCGCUUCUGCCGGAUAACAAAGACUUCGAAGAGGCAAUUUUGGCGGCGGUCUUGGGGACAGAGACGAAGAACAGCGAGGCAUUGUUGGCGCAGAGGAAAGUGGAGAAGAGGCUCAAGGUUUUCCAGGACAUUACCUUGUCUCUCAGCCCAAGAGCCUAAUCACUUAUUCUAAUUUAACCCAAGCUCUUACUAAUCAUUAUUAUUUUUUUAAGCUGAAUUUGAUAAAGGGGAUGAACUUGUUCUCCUUCAACUGCACUUCUUGUUAUAAAAUUAAUAAAAAAAAAAAGUCUUUUAUCUUU
This is a messenger RNA of Tarenaya hassleriana, 1894 nucleotides long. Its product is annotated as protein POLLENLESS 3-LIKE 2. The record is from RefSeq and is a predicted model, not a curated record. Gene Ontology annotation, molecular function: protein binding. Bases 114 to 1754 code for a protein of 546 amino acids. The transcript is spliced from 4 exons. NCBI's taxonomy places the organism in Eukaryota, Viridiplantae, Streptophyta, Magnoliopsida, Brassicales, Cleomaceae.